Colletotrichum scovillei is the source of this 1948-nucleotide messenger RNA. RefSeq lists its product as uncharacterized. The record is from RefSeq and is a predicted model, not a curated record. Gene Ontology annotation, molecular function: hydrolase activity. NCBI's taxonomy places the organism in Eukaryota, Fungi, Ascomycota, Sordariomycetes, Glomerellales, Glomerellaceae. The coding region runs from base 661 to 1836 and encodes 391 amino acids. The transcript has a single exon.
CAAACCCCCUAAACACGCGUACAGAGACACUACACUGCCUUGUUAUUCGCCUUGUCCGACCAACAUGCUUCAUCACCACGACGUCAAACUCAGCCACAGCUACCUAUUGAUCUUUACCUGAGCCACACCGGCCACAUCUACACAGUACAUACCUUACUACGUAUCCGUACAUUGCAUCAGUCACACCAAGCCAAGCCAGGCAAGGCAAGGCACCGCUGCCAAGAAAACCCUCCCUCAACGUCAACGACACCUGAUGCUUUUCCUCCAACCCGCCCGGGAUCCUUAGCUUCCCGCCAGCGGAACACCUUUGCCGUUCCUUUGCAGCCUCUAGCCCUCUACUGCGUACAGACUACAGCCUUUUUGCCCAACGACACAUCCCGAAGAUUCCUUGCGCACCCUUGAUUUGUCACAUUCUCUCCCAUCCUCCCAUCUCUCCCGUCCCUCUCUCUCGUCCCCUCGACCUAUUAUCAAUCGAACCCGUUCCGACACACCCGGUACACCACUGUUUACCUGACCCUCUCACCGCUCGCAACCUUUGAGACAUUUGAUUCAUUGUCCGUUUGAAUGUCCGAUCGCCCCUCGCUGCCUGCCAGCCUUACCAAUACCCACUAGCUUAAUCCUCCUGACUCCCGCACGCGCUCCGCGCAGUCCGCGUUCCCGAUGCUACAGAGCAAGCUUACUCGCACCAUUUCCAACAUCUCCAACGUCUCCAAAGAGAGUAGAGCCAGUAGGAAAGAACGAAAGGCUGAGAGUAAGGCCGCGAGCAAGGCCAAUAGCGUCGCCAGUAGCAUAGCCGGCGCUUCCGACGAUGAGUACGACAACCCACUCGAGAAUAUCGCGCGAUGGCGCUUGACGGCCAAUGCCGUUGCCCUGCGCUCGGGGGCCGCUUUUGCCUUCGGCCUGCAGAACCUGUCCGCUCCCGUCCCACCGGCUGCGAAUAGAGUCAUCUGGCUAGACUCUACCCUCUCAGAGUGGGCCGGCAAAGAAAAGAUCAGGGUCGAUGUUUAUCUUCCUCCCACCACCUCCUCCAGCAAACCCACCGGCAAGAUCCCUGCGGUAAUCAACUUUCACGGCGGGGGCUUCAUCCUCGGACAGGGCACUGACGAUGCCCGCUGGGCUGGCGCCGUAGCCACGGCCCUUAAUGCCGUCGUCUUCUCCGUGAGCUACCGUCUGGCCCCGGGGUACCCUUUCCCCACACCGGUGGAGGACUCCGCCGACUCUAUUCUUCAGAUCGUCGCACGUGCCGAAGAAUUCCGCAUCGACAUAAACAAGGUCGUGCUGUCGGGUUUCUCGGCUGGAGGCACACUGGCCCUUGCCAGUUGGAACAUUCUCCAGGACCCUGAUCGGUGGGGAUACAAAUUUAAACUACCUGUUCCCGACAUCUCCGGCAUAGUCCUGUUCUACCCGCUCUUGGAUUGGACCAUGACUAGGCCCCAGAAGCGCAAGACAUGUGGAAAGCCAGAAAUGACUCUUCCCAAGGGCAUGACUGACCUUUUCGAUGCGUCGUACAUAUAUCCCCCGAGACCAAGGUCCGAACGUGGCGAUCCGCGUCUCUCGCCCGGUCUCAUGACAGAUGAGAUGAUAGAUCGCCUGCCACCUGUACACCUGUGCAUGUGCGAGCAUGACAUGUUGCUAUUGGAGGGAAAGGCCUUUGCGGAAAGAGUAAGAUCUCGCGGUCGCCGGGUCAGCACACGUGUUGUCGAGGCUGAGAAGCACGCCUGGGAUAAACCUCCGCCAUUCGCGCCCAAGGAAACAGUCAUGGUUGAGUACAAAGAAGCAAUAACAGCCAUUGAAGAAUGGUUUGAUAAUACAGGGAUGACGUGGAAGCUAGAGUGAGGGUUGAGUCGCCGACCUCUUGGGUGCUAGAGAGAUACCUAAGAACUGUAUACUGAUCUCCAGACGACUUUCAGACGAUUUGAUCAAAAUAGAAACCUAAUUAUGAGCAUCG